UGUGGUCUAAACAAUUUCUGGGAAACUUUUCCUUAAAACUUGCGUAGUAUUUACCGUGGGAUUUUCUGCUUGUUUUAACGUCAAUGAAGUGUAAAUAGUAAAACAUAAAGCAAUAAGUAAUUAAUAUUAGUUGUAAUGGAAGUUCUAAAAGAUUAUGAUAAUGCAGACACGAUCAGUAUUGAUACGCUGGCGCUUGAGGAACUCCUUGAAGAGGAAAGGGCGAGAGAAUUGGCCGAUUUGAACUCGCUGAGUAAAAAAGUGUGUCACCUUCACACAAGUUUGCUGUAUUAUCGUAACUCGAAAUCUAAGAUGGGUGUCGCGAGCUAUGAAACUUGGAGGACGCUGGUAAAGAAGGUUGGAGGCACCCCCGACGGUUGGAGGGAUCUUGGCUACAUUUUAGGCAUACCACAGGAUGAUUUAGACUACAUAUCAAACUCCAUGAAAUAUGAACCUGACCCAACAAAUGUAGUACUUAAAGUGUUCAUGCAAGAUGAAGAUUCAACACUAGACAAAAUUAUAGAUGCUUUCCUAAAACUGAAACGAUACGACAUAUUAAAAGCACUUGAGCAGUCACUCCUGGAUCUCACACAAUGCUUCAAUGAUAAACAAGAAGAUAGCGGUUACCAUAGCAACAGCAAAAAUGUACAGCGAGAGAUCAUAAGUUACAUGAAAAAUUUGGUGGUUGAUUUACCACCAGCAUUAUCAAAGAAUAAAGAUCAUAACCAGCCAAAUCCACUUCCGAGAAUACCGUUCCACCCAGUAGAUAUUAACAUACAAAAAGAAGGACCUAUUCUUUUUCUUACGUAUGCAGAAGAUGGUGUGCGGUCAGCUUGUAAAAUUCAGCAGUUGGUAGCCGAUUGGGAUUCUGAAGUUACGGUGGUUAUGCUGAAUGACAAAAGGGACGAAGUUUAUCAGAAUCCGGAGAGAUUUAUUAGGGAGUAUGUGGAAAAGGCUGACUAUGUAGUACCAAUCCUGACAACGGGUUACCUAAGCGCUAUAAGAGCACACAACACAAGCGCACCUAGCACCAACGGCAACUUGGACCACAAAUACGUCAACUAUGUCUACAAUUUAAUCACUGGACAGUACAAUGCCGAUGGAUGUCUCAAUAAGAAGGUUAGAAGCGUGUUGCCUGAAGGAGUAUUCGUUCCAUGGAUGAUGAUAUCGUCUCAUCCGGUGUUGAAGCCAUGGACCUGUGAGGUGGAGUUUGAUAAGCAGUUCAAAUCAUUUUUGGGCUUGAGUAGCUUUUAAUAGAAUAUUACUGUAUUUUUAAAACGGGCCUUAAUAAAAAAUAGAGGUCCUACAGAAAAGCUUUAAGGACUAGCUAGACGUGUCUUUUGGACAACAUGCUGGCCUAAUGUGACAUGGCCUUACAGAAUGUGCGAAAAGGAUGCAGGGACGCGAAUGACGCGAUAGGCCAUGUCUUGCGACCGUCCUUGCCCGCCUGCCCUCGGCAUUUUAUCAAUAUGAUGAUAUUUACAUUUUAUAAUGAAAUUUCCACACUUUGUUCUUGAAAAUGCCAUGCAGUUAGCUUAGUCCAACUAGUGAUACUUUAAAUGGUUUUUGACUUGUUUGGUACAAAUUGCAUUACAUAUUUAAAAAACUAUGAAAUAUCAAAUAUUAUAUUUUUGUCUUGCCUUGAUUAUACAUUAAAGCAAAUUGGCCGUAGUUUUCCUAUAUUUAAAAGUUACGGUCACGUAUUUUUGUAAGAUAUAGAUAUUAAGUGCCUUUGAACUGUAUAAAUAUUUUUUUAAAUACUGAAUUGUCAUGAAAUGAGGCUGUAUCAUAUCAUUAGCCCUGCUUUAAUAAAGCUGUCAGAAAAUUAGUUCAAAUUGAAUUAGAUUAGCCUGAAUAAGUAUUUAAUGAUAACUUAAUAAAUUGCCUUAAUGUACCUUAUUAUUAUGUAAGUAAUUAAUAAUGAUUGGGUUGUGUGCUCAAAUUCUGGCAGUUUAAUUAUAAUAAAUUAAUAAUGUAAUGGUUUAAUUUUGAAUAAAAUACUUUUUUU
Molecule: messenger RNA, 2005 nt
Organism: Leguminivora glycinivorella
Lineage: Eukaryota; Metazoa; Arthropoda; Insecta; Lepidoptera; Tortricidae
Exons: 4
Coding region: 136-1251 (371 amino acids)
Biological process (GO): signal transduction
Molecular function (GO): protein binding
Source: RefSeq, a predicted model, not a curated record